This is a messenger RNA of Durio zibethinus, 1324 nucleotides long. The record is from RefSeq and is a predicted model, not a curated record. Lineage: Eukaryota; Viridiplantae; Streptophyta; Magnoliopsida; Malvales; Malvaceae.
ACAUUCACACACAUGUAGGUAAGCUUUUACAUGCAGCAUGAAUCUUGAGGUUGAAGUGAUAUCCAAAGUGAUUAUUCAACCAUCCUCUCCGACCCCAGAGCGGCUUAGACGCUACCAACUCUCUUUCCUUGAUCAAAUAACUCCCCCAGUUUAUAACCCUCUGGUCCUGUUCUACCCGGAAAAAUGUGAUACCCAAGAAAGCAAAAUCGAGAUUUCCAACCAGCUAAAGCAGUCCAUUUCCAAUGCCCUAACCUAUUUCAACCCUUUAGCCGGACGCAUUAGAGACAACUUGUUUGUCGACUGCAAUGAUGAGGGCAUACCCUUUGUGGAAGCCAGAGUCAAGUGCCAACUUUCAGAGGUCAUAAAAGACCCUGUCCCUCUUGAACUUAACAAAUUAUUUCCAUUUGAUCUAUAUGAUGCAGGAGAAUUGCCCCUAGGAAUCCAAUUCAAUAUUUUUGAUUGUCGAGGAAUAGGGGUCGGCGUGUGCAUUUCUCACAAACUCGGAGAUGCCCUUUCAUUUUUCACGUUUGUGAAUAUGUGGGCAGCCAUUGCUCGUGGGGAGAAGAAAUUAGUGACCCCAGAAUUUGUAUCAGCCUCGCUUUUCCCCCCACGGAGCAUAACGGGGUAUAACCCAAACAUUCGCCAAACCAAAGAAAAAAUUAUAACAAAGAGGUUUGUGUUUACAGCUUCUAAAAUAGAGGAAAUCAGAGGAAAAUAUGCUGACAAGACUAGCUCAGAAAACCCAAAACGCCCGACUCGCAUUGAGGCCUUGUCAGCUUUCAUAUGGAGCCGGUUUGUUGUUGCCACUAAGGUAAUAUCAAGACCUGAUACGUUUUGUGCAGUUUUUCACUUGGUAAAUUUACGUACAAGAAUGGAUCCGCCUCUGGCAGACUAUUCUUUUGGGAACCUUUAUAGCUUUGCAACGACAGUUCCGUCCAUGGACAGUAGAGAAAAUUGUCAUAAUCUCGUUAGUCAAAUAAGAGACUCCAUAAGAAAAAUCAACGUAGAGUACGUGAAGAAGGUACAAGAUGGACAGGAUCACUUGGACUACAUCAAAGAGAUAGCCGAAAGACCCAUCAGAGGGGAGACAAGUUUCUUUAGUUGCACUAGUUUAUGUAGGUUUCCCCUAUAUGAAGCUGAUUUUGGUUGGGGGAAACCGAUUUGGGUAGGUUCUGCCGCUCGAGCUUCCACGAAUGGAGUAAUUUUCCUGGACAGUGCUUCGGGUGAUGGAAUAGAGGCUUGGGUUAAUCUGAAGGAGGAAGACAUGGCAAAAUUUGACUGUGACGAGGAAUUGCUUGCUUAUAUUGCCCCCAAAAACAACUGA